CGUUGGUCGUAGACCUCUGGGGAAAGUAACUUGCAUCGGGGAGUGUCGCAAUGAAGUUUUUUUGGGGAUCGCCGGUUAGUCACGUGCGAUAAGAUAUCCCGACCCCUCGUCCACAAAUAGAGAUAGAGGGCCCCAUUAUCACAGACAUCGAUUCAAACGAGGAAUUGAAAAAGCAAAGAUGACUAAAUUUCGGCCCUGUAUCGACCUGCACUCAGGUCAGGUGAAACAGAUUGUUGGAGGAACAUUGAGCAAGGUCGAUUCCGACCUGAAGACGAACUAUGUAUCCAAGCUGCCCGCCAGUCACUAUGCGGAACAGUAUCGAAAGCAUGAUCUUCGCGGCGGCCACGUCGUGAAGCUGGGGCCCGGAAAUGACGAUGCAGCAAAGGAUUCUCUGAGUACAUGGCCAGGGGGUCUGCAAGUUGCCGGAGGUAUCACCGAUAAAAACGCCCAAUACUGGAUUGAUCAUGGCGCGGAGAAGGUUAUUAUCACAUCAUUCCUCUUCCCAGGGGGUAAAUUCUCCUUGGAAAGACUGGAAUCGGUUCUUUCUUCCCUCGGAGGCGACAAGUCGAAGCUGGUCUUGGACCUCAGUUGCCGAAAGAAGGACAACACAUGGUUUGUGGCCAUGGAUCGCUGGCAAACCAUUACGGAGAUGGAGAUCAACCAAGAAUCCAUCUCGUUGCUGGAACCCUACUGCUCGGAGUUCCUCAUUCAUGCCGCGGAUGUUGAAGGUCUUCAGCAGGGUAUCGAUGAGGAGCUGGUGUCCAAAUUGACUGAAUGGUGCACAAUACCCGUGACGUAUGCCGGUGGUGCACGGAGCCUCCAGGACCUUGAGAAGGUGCAUGCAAGCAGUCAAGGAAAGGUGGACUUGACUAUUGGUAGUGCUCUGGAUAUCUUUGGUGGCUCUGGUGUGACAUUUGAUGAAUGUAUUCAAUGGAAUAAGGACCACUGAUAGGUCUAUAGCACUGUUUUGGCUUUUCACUAUGCCAUCGUGGAUGUAUAUAUGUCAGGUAGUCCUAAAUUACUUUUCCACAUACAAACAAAAAUUCCAG
Aspergillus wentii DTO 134E9 is the source of this 1049-nucleotide messenger RNA. Its product is annotated as 1-(5-phosphoribosyl)-5- ((5-phosphoribosylamino)methylideneamino)imidazole-4-carboxamide isomerase HIS6. Gene Ontology annotation, cellular component: cytoplasm. The transcript has 3 exons. Lineage: Eukaryota; Fungi; Ascomycota; Eurotiomycetes; Eurotiales; Aspergillaceae. Gene Ontology annotation, biological process: L-tryptophan biosynthetic process; L-histidine biosynthetic process. Gene Ontology annotation, molecular function: 1-(5-phosphoribosyl)-5-[(5-phosphoribosylamino)methylideneamino]imidazole-4-carboxamide isomerase activity. The coding region runs from base 179 to 949 and encodes 256 amino acids. The record is from RefSeq and is a predicted model, not a curated record.